Messenger RNA from Ixodes scapularis (black-legged tick), 975 nucleotides. RefSeq lists its product as uncharacterized. NCBI's taxonomy places the organism in Eukaryota, Metazoa, Arthropoda, Arachnida, Ixodida, Ixodidae. The transcript has a single exon. Bases 1 to 975 code for a protein of 324 amino acids. The record is from RefSeq and is a predicted model, not a curated record.
AUGAGAAGUCUCAUCAACGUUUCCAUCGCCAACCAGUUGCACUUUCUGAUUCAACCUUCUUCCAUCCGUCUCCAUGGUGCAAGUGGUCAAUUCCUCACGAACCUCGGCGAAGUGACUGCCACAGUGACAGCUGACGGACAGACGCUGAACCAGGCAUUCAUCGUGGUCCCACAUCUGGUGGAAGGAAAGUUGCUCCUUGGUGACGAUUUCCUUACUGCAUGCAAGGCUAUGAUCUGGGGCGCAAAUAGCUUCUCCAUUCCUCCGCCUACGACAUGUCAUAAGGUCAUCUUGGUUACGGAGCAGCUGAUACCUCCGCGCUCACGAAAGCUUGUUCAAGCACGCCUGAAGAAUCUCGUCCGAGAACAAUCAACAAAGAUAGAGGUGAGCGGCACAAAAUUGCUCUACGACCGUCUCUGCCUUCUAGUUGAACCCAUGGUUAUGGAUAAGACCGAUAGCACGUUCUACGUACUCCUGGCCAACCCGUCGUCUCGACCAGUGGCUCUACCCUCUGAUGCUACUGUCGGAGUCGCUAGGAGGGUCACAAGUGUCGAAGACAUCGAGCUUAGCGACGACGAAACUGCGCCCAUCUUAAGUUGUUCAAGCCUGCCUUCGUCGGAGAACCUGGAUCGCCCAAAUGCUUCGGAAAGCGUCGGCCCUCAACAUCAACCGCUAUCGGUUGAGGGUGUCUCGUUCAACAUUGGUUCAACGCUGGCACCUGAAGAGCUUCAAAAAGUUCAAGAGCUUCUUGCGAAAAACUUGGCUUGCUUCGCACGAACCAGCACUGACGUUGGAAACAGUCGGCUUGAGCAGCACUCCAUUCCAACAGGUAAUGCGACACCUAUCUCCCAGAGACCACAUCCACUGUCGCCGGCGCAGCGUGAUGUCGUCAAGGCGAUGAUCAAGAAUCUCAUCGAUGCCAAGAUUGUGCAACCAUCGCGCAGUCCCUUGGUUUUAGUCACGAAAAAGGACGGAUGA